UUGAUGGUCUACAAAUGAAGCCGGGGGAUUUUGCUAGUCGCAGCUCAAUCGCCCGCACUACAAAGUUACUCCUACACUGCAGCCCCAAGCGUCACCCGACACGCCGCGCUCCCUCACCAACAUUUUUCCCCUUGUAUUAUUGUUUGCGUUUCCUGUUUCCAAUUCAGCACGCCCUCGCCGCAGUUUGCUGAGUUGUGUUUUCCCCGGGCCUGGCUCGAUGGAAAACGACCGCACCAAUGGUCGGCCAUGGAGACCUCUACCCUAAUACAGAGCUUCCGAGCUUCUUCUGGAGGUCCGCUUCGUACCAGACAAUCCUCGCGGUCUCGACCUUCUCGCGACUCUUCCUCUACGGCUUGAACAAGACCGAAGUCCAUGGCCUGCCGCGCUUCCUCGACCUGCUGAAGUCCCGUUCCGACUACAAGACACGCCGAAAAGGUCUCUUGACUGUGUCAAACCACAUUUCAGUGUUGGAUGAUCCUUUGAUAUGGGGCGUUCUUCCGCUUUCGUUCGCUGCCUUUCACGGCUACAUGAACCAUAGAUGGGGGUUUGGCAGCCAUGACAUUUGCUUCCAGAACAGUCUUCUGUCACAUUUCUUCACUCUUGGCCAAGUUCUCCCUACACAUCGAACGGCGCAUUCACCAUACGGGGGGCCUUUUCAGGCCACCAUGACCGAAGGCGUGCGGCUGCUCUCCAAGAUCUCCACGAGCAAACCCUCGCUUUGUCCGCACAACAACCCAAGGUUGCACCAGAGUUACCAUACACCGAGCUGGCCGCGAGAUUGUGUCGACCCCUUCUCUGAUCUCGCUCCGAGUCCGUCCUAUCCCUCGCAACCGAGCGAUGAACGAUGGUACCACGCCCCGUCGAGGUACGCGUGCAACGCCUACAGUUGGCUUCACAUUUUCCCAGAGGGAAUGAUCCACCAGGCUGAGAACCAGACAAUGCGAUAUUUCAAAUGGGGCGUUGCCCGCCUGAUUCUGGAGCCGCCGGAAUGUCCAGACGUGGUACCCAUGUUCAUCGAAGGUACCGAUCAUGUGAUGCAUGAGAGUCGCAAGUUCCCACGGUUCUUGCCGCGGAUAGGGAAGAAGAUCACAGUCACGUUUGGCGAAGAAAUGGAUGUGGAGGCUGUCUUUGGCGACUUGCGAAAAAGAUGGCGUGAGCUAGCGGACCGCGACGCCAAAGAAAGAGGGCACUCGGGCUGGGAUGAGCUCAUGCUAGGAAUCGUUCCCGAAAGCCUCGCCAAUCAUCCGGAAGCGAUUGAGCUGAGAAAGGAGUGCACCAAGCGUGUCAGAGAAGCAGUGCUCCAAGUCCGCCGUUCCCGUGGUCUUCCAGAUGAAGAUCCCAAGUCUGGCAUGGUUGAAACCUGGGUGAGAGAAGGACCGAAGCGCGAAGGGCGUAUGGACGAUGGGACAUGGGUCAAAGACGCGUAGAUGCUGCUAUCGACGAGCAUCUGCUACAGGGUUGAAUGCCAGAGGCUCCCGUUGUUGCUGAAGCUGCUUCAAGCGAUUCCAAUACAGCUGAAUAAGAAUUGAUCAUCCUCAUAGUAUCCGAAAGACGGGCAUUCCUCGACCUGGGUAUCUAUUUGGACCGGAUUCAAAAGGGGGCGCCAUCGCUAAUCACUGCGUCCAGGGCCAAACUCAAACACAACCAACCAUAGCCAGCCUCAUCCCAUGCGUGUGAACACCUUUCUCCCAUCCACCCACCGGAGUAACCAGAUUUCCUAUCCGCGAUCACCAAAAAAUUCCAUGCUGUGCCAACUGUCCAUGGAGACUCAUGAUUCCACCGCGACUUGCUGCGAAGCUGGCAUGGCGGUAGGGUCUUCGCCCGGACUUGUCUCUGCCCACGAACCCCACAGUCCUCGCUUCGCUCUGAUGCGCAAGGGCAAUCCAAUUGCUUUGUCUCCCUGUUCAACCUUGAUCGCAUCUUUGGUUGCUAGAACAAGAACUUCAAAGAACAUCUUGGUUGCGUCUUCUUUGCUUGUCCGGCCUUCCGGAACAAGUUCUUGUAGUAGGACGGAUUUCUUCGCAGGUGAUGAUGGAUGGCUACCACCGGCAUCUCCUAGUCGCUCGCGUAACACGUGGACAGCAUGUUUCGUGCCCAGUGAGACCGGACCGCUGUCUGCGGGAUGGACCAGAGGCAUCGUCGUGUCGUCAAAGGUGUCAUCUCCUCCACCAAAGAUACCUUCUUCAUCUUCCCCGGGCACGAUAUCCUCCAACGCCGGCCCACCUUCGCUCAUAAGAGGUUGUGCGCUAUCGUCACCGGAAAUACCGGCUGUAAUUCCUUGACUGGGUUCCUCGAUAUGCACCCCUUCAUCUUCCAUGUCAUCAUCUGCUCGUUCCAACCGUGGCGACUUUUCAAGGUGCUCAUCUUCACUAAGCCCGCCCACGCCGCUGUCUCGUUUUCGUUUCAAUUGGCCUGACUUUGUAACUGUUUCGAACGAAAGUAGGCCUUGCAAUUCUGGAGCCCAAUUUCUCGAACGGCCGUCGUUCAUGGCGUCAAGGACAAAUUCACCAUUCUUUUGCAUGCUCAAAAGGUUGAGAAGCAGUGGAUCUCGUGGGAGGAACGAGGGUGCUUUGAGAAUCUUGGUUCUAUCCUCCGCCUGGGCUUUGAUCUGUUUGUUGUGAAGGACGGUCUCGACGUCAGGAGCGAGUGGCUUCUGCUUCCGGCUUUUCUGAUGCACAACAACUUCUUCGACCUCCUCAGCUUCUAUGUUUUGGAAUGUUCGGUCGAGUUCUCGCAAUACUUCUGAUCCCGCUUCUGACAAAGGAGAUUCAGACUCGCGUACACGUUGUUCGUCCGCCACGGCUUGCCGUAGCUGCAGGGUCUCGUCAUCGCCGAAUGCAAGUGGCUCAUCCUCGGCUAUGGAAGGAACAGCCUCGUCAUCUCUCGCAGGCAGGUCAGGCUCGUCCAUCAUUGGGACAUCCUCGCCCAGGUCGAGGUGGAGAUCAUCAUCGUCAUGGAGAAGGCCUUCUUCGCCAAAAACUUCCUCGGCGCCGUGUUUGGGAGAAGGCGCAUUUCGACCAACGUUGAUACUCACUGUCGUAUCGUCCAUUCCUAUCUCGUCACGGCCAAAGUCGAGAUUCAGGUCGUCAUCAUCGUUGUACAAAGGCUCCUCUCCCGGAAGCAGCAUCGACUGUGUACUGCUUUGCUGAGGAUUGAGGGAACUCGUCCAAUCUUCAUCUGCUUCUUGCGUCUCAGCUCCUGUGAUGGCCGGCUGUUGCGUCAUGGGAUACACGAAAUCCAUAUUGGAAAACAGGUCGUCUAUGGUGAGCAAUUCAGGCAGAUUAAGGUCGACGGCGGUGGUGGCAUUAGGAGGCAGGUCGUGGUUGUUGGUUGAUUUGAAUGUCUUUUAGAUGGUCAGUCAGCACGCGUGAUGCGUCAAUCAAAGGGCAAGCGUACCAUUCUGAUCUUGAUGAGGGCCUCAUUGCAGUCAUCCAGUAAGUAUCGUGCUUUCCGCCCGUAGAUUCGCACCACGCCCAACAUCAGUUGGCUGGUGAGACGAAGGGCCAUCGGUUCAUGGCCCUGCUCAACGAUUGCAACGACACUGCUUUGGAUGUCCGACUGCAGAAUCUGCGACUUUGAGAGCUUGCGCUCAACGUUCGACGCGAGCCAGACGCGAGCCAGAGGCCCGGUGGUCGCAAGAAGUUUGGGCGAGUAGAACAUCGUGCACUUGGAGAGAGUCACGCGUCAGCGGUGGAUCGAAGAAGAGGUCACGCUGGCAUGAGUCUGAGGAUAUGCGACGACGUGGAAAGCGGGAAGUUCAGAGGUCGAUUGUUUUGCGACGCGUCGAGUAGUAGUAGAGCUGCCGCGGUGUCAAAAACGAGCCAGUCGCAACAACAGUGUCCGAACGCAAAUGUAGAAAAGAUGAUGGCCGUCUCCCAAUCCCAAAAAGCGAUGAACGAGAAAGAUGAG
Messenger RNA from Exophiala dermatitidis NIH/UT8656, 3909 nucleotides. RefSeq lists its product as uncharacterized. The transcript has a single exon. The record is from RefSeq and is a predicted model, not a curated record. NCBI's taxonomy places the organism in Eukaryota, Fungi, Ascomycota, Eurotiomycetes, Chaetothyriales, Herpotrichiellaceae. Gene Ontology annotation, biological process: cardiolipin acyl-chain remodeling; inner mitochondrial membrane organization. Gene Ontology annotation, molecular function: 1-acylglycerophosphocholine O-acyltransferase activity. Bases 237 to 1427 code for a protein of 396 amino acids. Gene Ontology annotation, cellular component: mitochondrial membrane.